Molecule: messenger RNA, 1668 nt
Organism: Fukomys damarensis (Damara mole-rat)
Lineage: Eukaryota; Metazoa; Chordata; Mammalia; Rodentia; Bathyergidae
Gene: Eci2
Product: enoyl-CoA delta isomerase 2
Exons: 11
Coding region: 299-1378 (359 amino acids)
Molecular function (GO): fatty-acyl-CoA binding
Source: RefSeq, a predicted model, not a curated record
GGCGUCCGGUUGGCUGAGCCCUGGGUCGCCCAAAGUCUGGCUUGUCCUCUGUGCCCGAGGGAACCUGGGGGCUUCCGGCUCUGGGAGCAGCGAUCGCCGCCGUCCUCUCGCCGCCGUCCUGGUGGGCUUGGGUCUACCCCCGCGGGCUUCACCGCGAGAGAGCCUCCCCUCGCUGGGCGGGUGGUCGUGUGUUUUGCAACUUGUUCGAGCCCAGGGUUUGAACCUAGAGUCGUUGUGCCAUAGUCUUUUUCAGGUCAUUAGUUUCCAGGCAGUGCAGGUGCACCUGAGCAGAACAGCCAUGAGAGCCAGUCAGAAGGACUUUGACAUUGCGGUGCAUCGGGUGAAACUCUUAAAGGAGGAUCCAGGCAAUGAUGCAAAGCUAAAACUCUAUGCGCUGUAUAAACAGGCCACAGAAGGACCUUGUAAUGUGCCCAAACCAAGUGUGUUCAACUUCAUCGGCAAGGCCAAGUGGGAUGCGUGGAAUGCCCUUGGCAGACUGCCCAAGGAAACUGCCCAGCAGAACUAUGUGGAAUUUGUGUCCUGCUUGAGUCCUUCCUGGGAAUCCUCUAGCCAGGCGGGACCGGGAGCCAGCGGGAGCUGGCCUGAGUCUGAACACGUGGUAGUGACCUCCAAAGACGGCAUCACAACGAUCACAUUAAACCGACCGACCAAAAAAAAUGCCAUCACCAUUCAGAUGUACCACGAUAUUAUACUUGCACUUAAAGCUGCAAGCAAGGAUAACUCAGCCAUGACUGUUAUUACAGGAAAUGGUGACUAUUACAGCAGUGGGAAUGAUCUGACUAACUUCACUAAGUUUGCCUCGGAUGAUUUAGAGAAGCUAUCUGAAGACAGCGCCAAUAUACUGAGGAAUUUUGUAGGCACUUUUAUAGAUUUCCCUAAGCCUCUGGUUGCAGUGGUGAAUGGUCCAGCGGUGGGGAUCUCCGUCACCCUUCUUGGGCUGUUUGAUGCUGUAUAUGCAUCCGACAGGGCAACGUUUCACACGCCUUUUACUAGUCUCGGCCAAACCCCAGAAGGAUGCUCCUCUUAUACUUUCCCAAAGAUAAUGGGCCCAGCCAAGGCAGCUGAGAUGCUUAUUUUUGGGAAGAAGAUAACAGCAAGAGAGGCAUGUGCUCAAGGCCUCGUUACUGAAGUUUUUCCCGACAGCACUUUCCAGAGAGACGUUUGGACCAGGUUGAAAGCAUAUGCCAAGAACCCUCCAAAUGCAAUGAGCCGUGGAAAGCAGUUAAUCAGAAGCAGCGAGAAGGAGAAGCUGCACGCUGUCAACGCUGAAGAGUGCAGAGUGGGGCGGGAAAGUUGGUUGUCCACGGAGUGCACCACUGCCCUCCAGAACUUCCUCUCCAGAAAAGCACGGCUGUGAGGACUGCGACAGCCCCGUGCCCCUGGAAUGCUGCUCACUCCGGUCUCCAAUACUUCAUGAAGUAAACAUCACUGUGCCUUAUUAAGAUGCUCAGACAACAAUUAUAUACUAUUGCGCUUACAGCCCUAAUGAGUAAAAACUUCCUAAAAGAAUUCGCACAGCCUUUUGGUGAUAGAAAAUCUUACGUCCUUUGCCAUGAAUCGCUGUUGCCAGGAGCACUGGAGUGUGGAGCCAGGGACCUUGCUAUGAAAAGCACUCACAGCUUUGCAAGCAGAGUUUAUGUCGCUGAA